Messenger RNA from Mugil cephalus (flathead mullet), 2795 nucleotides. RefSeq names its product sarcolemma associated protein b (gene slmapb). Gene Ontology annotation, biological process: regulation of voltage-gated sodium channel activity; protein localization to plasma membrane; regulation of membrane depolarization during cardiac muscle cell action potential. The transcript is spliced from 11 exons. The record is from RefSeq and is a predicted model, not a curated record. Lineage: Eukaryota; Metazoa; Chordata; Actinopteri; Mugiliformes; Mugilidae. Bases 104 to 1324 code for a protein of 406 amino acids.
GUCUGAAAAAAUCUGAUAGUUGGAGAAGAGUUGUUCAUGUCAGGGACUGCUGUAGCCUCAACACAUACAGCACACUAGCUCCUGGACCACCUAAGAUAAACAAAUGGAUCAGAAAGAGCUGAAUGAUCCCCUGAAUAAUGUGUCACUCAUUGAAGAUGACUUGACCAGGUCAAACUUGGGGUCCUCUGGCGAAUCAGAAAAAAUGAUUCAGCACUUGAGAGAUGAACUGCGAGAUGCCCAGGAGCAAGCUAACACGGAGAAACAUAAAUACAUGGAGCUGCAAGGGAUCCUGGAGGAAGAGAGGAAAGGCCGCAAACAACAAGCUGAUGAAUCUGCAAAACAGAUCAAACUUCUUCAAGGCCAGCUGCGGCAGCUCCAGGAUGAGAUGGGCGUCCUCAGAGAGCAGAUGGACGUCUCCUCCGGUUCACGCGACGAGCUACAAAGUGCACGUGAUGAGGUGAAGUCGCUGAAACGUGCCCUCGAGGCAGCCGCUGCCGAGCGCGACCGUGACGUCACUGCCAUCCAGUCUAACCUGGCAACCGCCUCGGGUGAUGUGGACAAAUGGCGUCAGACCGCCAGCAAAUACGAGAGGGAGAUUGACAAUCUGCAGCGUGAUCUUCAGCAGCAGAGCAAGCAGUGGCAGAAAACUGCAGAAAUACAAGCCACUGAGCUGCAGUCCAUGCAGGCGGAGUACAGCGGCCUCCAGAAGGAAUGCUCCGUCCUGCGAUCUGAGAAGCAGGACAUCGUGAAUAACCACCAGAGGGAAAGGAGCAGUCUGCAGAGCGAAUGCGCUUCCCUCAGGGCUGAGAAGGAGGAACUCCUCAAGGCCCACCAGAAAGAGAAGAGCAACCUGCAGAACGAGUGUGGAGCACUGCGCACUGAGAAAGAGGCAGCGCUGCAGAAACAGCAGCAGCUGGAGAAGGACCUUGCCAGUUUGCGUGCCCAGAACUCUGAGCUGAACAACAGCCUCAGUGCCCUCGAGCGAUCCCAGCAGGAGCUGGAGAAGAAGCUGGUGGCCCUGCAGCUUCAGCACAAGGAGGAUAGCACCAAGCUGCAGACGCAGCUGGAUGAGGCAGACAGCCAGAGCAAGGCUCUGCAGAGAGAGUGCGAGGAGGCUAAGACAGAGCUGUCGGACCUGAAGGAAAAAUACGAGAAGACUGAGCAGGAAAAACAGGCGGUGACAGAUGAACUUGAGGAGUGCAAAGCCAGCAUGAAGGAAUUAGAGGAGAAGGGAACAAAGACUUCCCUAUCGCUGCCCGUUCAAGCCAUAGUCAUCGGCCUUAUCCUGGCUUUGCUGUUUUGGUGCUUCGGCGCAUUGUGGUAGUAAGAUUGCCUUCCUUCAGGAAACCAUGGAUGAUCUGGGGGCCUGUGGUUGCCGUGGCUCUAACAGCUGUGACCGCUGCUGCUCUCUUCAGGACCUGAAGGCAACUCAUUCAAACACACACAACAAGUUGAACCUAUAUUUGUCGUCAGAUGGCCAGACUUGCCCUCCUCAUCAUAUCUGCACUAUUAAUCGGGAGGGCUCGUAUUUAACUCUGUUUAAUUUUUAAGAUGCUCUAUUUUAGAUGGCAGACACGUUAAUAAAAGAAUGUCCGUUUUGUGUGCAAAUCAACAAGUUUGUAAGUCUGUUAUUUGAAGGAAACCUAGCGGUGUUGUAUUUCGUUUACCAUUUGAACUUCUAGGGUUUUCCCAUUAAUGAAUGUAAAAAAGAAAUACUCCACGCACUAAUUAUGACUAAGUAUCUAUGUGAGAUUUUAGGUGGAUCACUUGAACUUGUCUAACUGUAGCACAUAUAUGUAACUGUCAAAAUAAUAAAUAUUGCCACAGUAACACAGCCCCUAAUGGAGUGCAUGAUGAAGGCCAUACGUGGGUAACGGUACGUCGGUACAUGUUGGAACGGUAUGAGGAUGGAAGUCUGACACAUGUGGAGUCUGGUGAAGGUAUUUGAUAAAGUUGAGCUUGGACAGGAUUUUUUUAAUUAUUAUUUUAACAGAGCGUUGUCACACGGAGCCAUAGCAGCUCGCCUUUAGACCUAGAGUUACGUUAUCGACAACUUCAGUUUGUAGACUGCAAAUAUUCUGUGUAUUUGACUUCUGAUUUUCAGUUAAACGUUGUAAUGAUAAAAUACACUUUCCAGUUCAUUAGGUACACUGGUGAAAACUAAUGUAUUGUGAUGUAACAGCGCAGCUCUAAAUCCCCCCGCAUAUACAGCCUCCACAUAUACAGAACAGAAUAACCUUCACGAAGCCUAUAAAAGUGUUUUAUUGGGAUGCAUUUGUUCUCGUUAGGGUACCUAAUGAACUGUGUGAUCAUAUAGCUGUUUUGUUUCUGUACCAGCUACUUGCCACUUGGAUUCAGUUUUCGCUGCAGCUUCUUCUCCUUAACAAGAACAUAAAGGCGGAAGAUCAUUUAUCAUUUCCAUUUAUUGCACUACUAUAUAUAACUUCAACUGAUAAAUAGUUCAUCUAUUGCGUACCAAAGGGAAGUUCAUCAAAACUUAACACAUAAUAAGUUGUGUAACAAGUAUAUUGUGUCUCCUCAUACCAAUAGUCACUGGAAGACGUCAUUGUGGUAGGUUAAAUGUCAGUUGUUGUUUUUAACCUACUUUUAAACACGCAGCUAAGUUUAUUCAGUUGUCUAUUGGUUAAAUAUUUGCAUGCUUCAUGUGAGUUUGUGGAAAAUGAAAGAGUCAUCAUUAAAUAUAUACAUACAUAUUACCUUGGUGUACUUAUGAUUAUGUUGAUUUGCUAAAUCACCUGGAAAUAAAUAUUAAAGCAAUGUAUUUUUCACCUUAA